GAGACGGGCAGCUGGCUGGAAGGCUUUCCAGCGAAUGCCGCAGCAGAGCUCGGGAGGAAAGGGAAGGAGAGGAGAAGACAAGACAGGCGGGCGGGCUGCUUGGAUCCACCACUGCUGCCAAGCCUUGCUUGUGGGAGAUCGAUGGCUGCACCGUCCUCCUCCUAAGGGCUGCCCGAACCUUUCUGGGUGACGUCCUUGGAACUGCAGAGGAGCCAGCAUGUGGGGCCAGGCCCAGUUUGAGGAGACCAGGCAUCAAGUCCAAAAGCAGGCAGUGGUGGGACAAUGGAGGCCACUUGCAACAGCCACCAGAGGACAGGAGCUGCAGCAGCCAGAGCCUGCUGCCAAGGACUGUGUCAGUAUGGAUGAGAACCAAUCCAUUGCUCAACUGAACGUCUCCCGCUUGCGCAGUUCCUCUGUGGAGAUCCGUGAGAAGGGGUCAGAGUUCCUGAAAGAGGAGCUUCGCAGAGCUCAGAAGGAGUUGAAGUUGAAAGAUGAAGAAUGUGAAAGACUUUCAAAAGUGAGAGAACAGCUGGAACAGGAACUGGAAGAGUUAACAGCAAGUUUGUUUGAGGAAGCACAUAAGAUGGUUCGGGAAGCAAACACCAAACAAGCAGCAUCAGAGAAACAGCUGAGGGAGGCACGAGGGAAGAUUGACAUGCUGCAGGCAGAAGUGACAGCCUUGAAGACUUUGGUAAUAACAUCCACUCCUUCCUCUCCAAACCGGGAGCUGCACCCCCAGCUCCAAAGCCCUUCAAAAACAACCUUCAGGAAAGGGCACGGACGCAACAGAAGCACCAGCAGCGCUGUUGUCACUGCCACAAGCCAGAGCACACCGUUGGAGCCAGUUAGCAGUGAGUUCAAAGAGGUGGAUUCCAUCUUGUUUACAGAAUUCCAGGCUUGGAAGGAGUCUCCAUCUUUGGAUAAAUCAUGUCCAUUUCUUGAGAGGAUAUACCAGGAAGAUGUAGGGCCUUGUCUGGACUUCACCAAACAUGAGCUGUCAGAACUGGUUCAGGCAGCUGUGGAGCAGAACACUCUUACCAUUGAACCAGUGGCUACCCAGGCUCUCCCUGUGGUGAAGGUGUCAGCCAUUGAGUGUGGUGGGCCAAAUGGGUUCCAGUCCCAAAUCGUAACGAAGUGUGCUCUGAGUGGCCUUUCCCGAGCAUGCAGACAUCGCAUUAAACUGGGGGACUCUGGGAACUAUUACUAUAUUUCUCCUUCCUGCAGGGCCAGGAUUACAGCAGUUUGCAACUUCUUCACCUACAUUCGCUAUAUCCAGCAGGGACUGGUAAGGCAAGAUGCGGAACUGAUGUACUGGGAAAUCAUGCGGCUCCGGAAGGAAAUGUCCCUCACCAAAUUGGGAUUCUAUUCCAGUGAAAUGUAGAUUGUCAUUGCCCAUUGUUACCAUACAUAUAUACCACCUGGCAGACAGAUGGCUUGGUGUAGCCAUCUGUUAGGAAUGGAAACUAGCAAAUGCAACCAGAAGUCUGAAGGAGCACCAGUUUUCUCUGUGAAAUCAUUUGCUGCUUUCUGAGUGCACCUACAAAAUGCAGAUUUGCUCAGCAACCUCUCGAUCUUCGGCACAAUCAAGUGAGAUUACUCACAGAAUUGUUUUUCUAUGCCUUCUGCAACCAGCUUAUGUCUAGUAUAUUCUUGAACUAUUUGCUUCAGCAAGUCCUCAGAGCCCUACAUUGAACCAGGCUGUCCUUGACCCUGCUUGUUGCUUGGAGUUACGAAUGUACCUGGGCAAUCUCACCUAAGAGAAAGAUUUGAGCUAUAAUUCCAUUUGUCACGCCAGCUGUUGCCAGGGCGGGAUGUGUGUGUGUGUGUGCUUUUCAAAUGCUAGCACUACACAAUAACCUUGCUUGAUAGACGCCAAGUGGGUGUUAUGCCAGUGCUUCCCAGGCCUCUGUCCUCUGAGGAGCCUGCGAGAUUCAGGCUGGAGAGACAAGAGUCACAAAGAAUGCUUUUGAUUCUGUUUAUAACUCAGGGUUUGCCAUUUGGGUUGUAUAACAGACCCCAUACUUGACCCUGUGAAGGCAGGCAUGUAUUCUAGGCCAAACUUCUGACUGGAGCCUCAGUCACGAUGCAAGAAUGAGGAAAUUGCAUAACAGUGGGUGUCUUACAACUAUGUGGAGGUCAGUAGCUUGAGGCUGCAGAUGUUUUUCUCCACAGUCCAGUGGGGGGGGGGACUUGGCUACCAUAUUGGUUUUCCAAGGAGUGGCUCCUGUCUACUUACAUCACCAUGUGUCUCACUUAGAUUCCUUCACUGUACUCUGUUACCAUCUAAACACCAGCUGGAGGUUCACUUCCACUCUGUUACUGCAGAAUCUUGUGUAAGGCAAUUUGCCACUGCUCAAAAUCCCCACCAGACAGCUGUAUCUGUCAGAGAAUUAUCCCAUGCAUUACUUUUUGUGCUCUAUUAAUGUUAAAGGUAAAAUUAAUUUGUACCAUAAAAAAUAGAGUUCAUAUUGACCUCAGCUCUUGAAUUUUCUAGAAAGAUUGUUGGUUUGUAUCAAUUCUCUGUUUUCUUUUUUCUUAAGGAAUAGGUGGAUGGAUAUGACAGAUUUCAGUUAGUUAUGACAGUUAGUUUUGGCUUUCUAAAUGGCAAGCAGACUUGAUUUUGAAUUUGAAAACCACCGAGAUGGAAGGCCUGUUAAAUGCUAGCAAAGCAGAAAGUCUCUCCUAGCUUUUGGUAUGGAUGCUAAAUCAUGAGACUUCUCUUGAGGGCAUGGUGCUUAAUUUUCAAGACCAGCAUUGCUGGCACUAUCUUCUCUCUGCAGGUUAUAUCCUCUUCCCUGAAGGCCUUUCUACUUGUUCUCAGAAUUAAGGGGGCUGUUCAAUGGUUUAUUCAUUGGAGAAGGCAUUCAGCACAUGUUCAAAAGUGCUCAUUUUUUCUACAUUCCAUUGAUGGUCUCUGACAUUGAGAAUGGAGAUUCAAGGUUAAACACUGACACUUAUUAACCCCCAAGUAUGCUGCUGUAUUGAUGUCCAUAACCUACAGUGAAAUGAAUGUUUGGUUGCCUGGAAUUAAAUCAUUUCGUCUGC
This is a messenger RNA of Eublepharis macularius, 3045 nucleotides long. RefSeq names its product guanine nucleotide exchange factor for Rab-3A-like. Bases 218 to 1381 code for a protein of 387 amino acids. Gene Ontology annotation, cellular component: Golgi to plasma membrane transport vesicle. The transcript is spliced from 11 exons. Gene Ontology annotation, biological process: exocytosis. Lineage: Eukaryota; Metazoa; Chordata; Lepidosauria; Squamata; Eublepharidae. The record is from RefSeq and is a predicted model, not a curated record. Gene Ontology annotation, molecular function: guanyl-nucleotide exchange factor activity.